Messenger RNA from Nerophis lumbriciformis (worm pipefish), 5571 nucleotides. Lineage: Eukaryota; Metazoa; Chordata; Actinopteri; Syngnathiformes; Syngnathidae. The record is from RefSeq and is a predicted model, not a curated record.
GCGCGUGUGAAAAGCGAGACGACGGGGAGGAGCUUAACACUUCACUUCUCCGGUGGCGACAAUCCUGCAGAUCCAUCACCUCUGAACAAGUUGUAGCAAGAUGGCAACCAGUGUCCUCAUGCACUGCCUCCUCCUGAGCGCCUUACUCACCGUCUCCUCCGGCGGCCUGGUCCAGAAGAUGCUGCGCCAUCGCCGCCAAGCUCCUCAAGGACUCAACGUCACCACGCCCGGCUCGGAUCAGCCGGUGGUUUUCAACCACGUCUACAACAUCCACGUCCCCGCCAGCAGCCUGUGCUCCGGCAGCCCGGACGACGCCGAGAGCGUGCGGCCGACGGAGACCGCCGUGGCCUCCGGCCGCCUGGCCACGCAGCACGCCGCCGACGGCGAGAACCAGAUGGUCUUCACCCACCGCAUUACCAUCCCUCGCCAGGUGUGUGGCUGCGGUGCUGAGGAGCAGGCCCUGAGGGACCUCAGGAGCCGCAUCGAGAUGCUGGAGGGGGUGGUGUCGGCCUUGAGGAGUCAGUGCGCCGGCGUCGCCAACACCUGUUGUGGCGCCCAGGUGGCAGGGGACGUGCGAACCGAGCCUCUCUGUGGCGGCCAUGGGAACUACAGUGCGGAGAACUGCAGCUGUCGAUGCGAGCCCGGCUGGACGGGUCCUAACUGCGCCGAGUCCCGGUGUCCCAACAUGUGCCGGGGACGAGGACGCUGUGUGGAGGGCGUGUGCGUCUGCCCAGAAGGUUUCCUCGGCGAGGACUGCUCCGACCCGAUCUGCCCCAAAAACUGCACUGAGCGCGGGCGCUGCGCCAACGGCACCUGCCGCUGUGAACCGGGCUUCGCGGGGGAGGAUUGUGGACAGCGCACGUGUCCCGGCGACUGUCACGGCAACGGCUUCUGCGUGGACGGCCGGUGCGUGUGCGCGGCGGGCUACAGCGGAGAGAGCUGCUCCAGCCUCACCUGCCUCAACGACUGCAGUGGGCUGGGCACCUGCUUCAACGGGAUGUGCAUCUGCGACGACGGGUAUCAAGGCGAGGACUGCAGCCAGCUGGCGUGUCCCAACAGCUGCUACGGCAGAGGCCAGUGCAUCAACGGGCGCUGCGCCUGCGACGUCGGCUUCAGCGGCGGCGAUUGCGCCGAGCUCUCCUGCCCCGGCAACUGCCUCCAGAGGGGGCGCUGCAUCAACGGGCAGUGCGUGUGCGAGGAAGGAUUCGCCGGCGAGGACUGCAGCGUCAGGACCUGCCCCUCGAACUGCUUCGGCCGCGGCGAUUGCGUCGAGGGGAGUUGCGCGUGCCACCCGGGAUUUGCCGGCGACGACUGCGCCCUGCUGAGCUGCCCGAACCACUGCCGCGACCACGGCCGCUGCGUAGACGGGCAGUGCGUGUGCGACGAAGGGUUCGCCGGCGAGGACUGCGGUCGGAAAGCGUGCCUCAACGACUGCCUGGCCCGAGGACACUGCGACGGCGGCGUGUGCGUCUGCCAGGAGGGAUACUCGGGGGCUGACUGCUCCGCGCACACGUGCCCGGACAACUGCAACGACAGGGGGCGCUGCAUCAACGGGAGGUGCGUCUGCGAGAGCGGGUAUGAAGGGGAGAGCUGCGCGGAGCUGAGAUGCCUCAACAACUGUCACGACAAAGGACGCUGCAUGAAGGGGCAGUGCCUCUGCGACGAGGGAUACAUCGGGGACGACUGCUCCGACGUGUCUCCUCCGAGGGAUCUUUCUGUCGGCGAGGUCACCGCGGAGACGGUGGCCUUGUCCUGGGCCAACGACAUGCUGGUGACCCAAUACCUGGUCACGUACGUGCCCACUCAGCCCGGCGGGCUCCCCCUGGAGUUGACCGUGCCGGGGGACCGAACCAACGCCACGGUCAGAGAGCUGGAGCCGGGCUUGGAGUACCAGGUCAAUGUCUACGCCGUCCUGAGCAACAAGAGGAGCGUCCCGGUCAGCGCCAGGGUGGCCACAGCUCUUCCCCAGCCAGAAGGCCUGAGGUUCAAGUCUGUCAGGGAAACCAGCGUUGAGGUGGCGUGGGAGCAGCUCACCUUCCGCUUCGAUGGCUGGGAGAUCUACUUCCGCAACACGAAAGAAGAAAACGGAAAGGUGGUGAGCGUCGUUCCCUCUUCUCAAAAUCACUUCCGUCAGUCGGGCCUGGGACCUGGCCAGGAAUACGAGGUGUCCAUCAGCGUCAUCAAAAACAACACCAGGGGACCCCCGACCUUCACACGAGUCACAACCAACAUCGACACCCCGCCGCAGCUCCAGGUCCAGGACGUGACCGACUCCUCGGCACUGGUCAGCUGGUCUCAGCCGGUAGCGCCGUCCGACCGGGUCACCGUCUUUUACAAGCCCGGCUCCGCCUCCUCCGAGGGCGUCAAGGUGGAGAUCUUCCCGCCGGACAAGCAGCACAGCCUGGAGGGUCUCCAGCCCGACACGGAGUACACCGUGUCCCUGGUCUCCCGCCGGCGAGACGCCAGCAGCGAGCCGGCGGUGGCCAACUUCACCACAGCGCUGGACGCCCCCAGGGAGCUAGCGGCGCUGUCCCAGACGGAGAACAGCAUCACGCUACGUUGGCGCAACACCCGGGCUAACGUGGACAGCUACCGGGUGAAAUACAGUCCGCUGUCAGGCGCCGCUCACGGCGAGGAAGUGUUCCCUCGAGGACCCGGAGACUUCACCACGGCGACAAUCAGCGGGCUGAAGCCAGGGACCGAGUACGGGAUCGGCGUGACCGGCGUGAAGAUGGAGCGGGAGAGUCUGCCAGCCACCGUAAACGCCGCGACGGACCUGGACCCUCCGAGGGCUUUGGAGCAAACGGCGUCCACGGAGACCUCCAUCGCCAUCCGCUGGCGGAAGCCCCGCGCCAAAGUCAGCAGCUACAGGCUGGUGUACGUCUCCGGGGACGGCCGAGUGGAGGAGGCCGAGGUCCCCCCCGCCGACACCGCCUUCGUCUUAGUCGACCUGACGCCCGCCAUGAGCUACACCAUCACCUUGACCGCGGAGCGAGGCCACAAGAUGAGCGCACCGGUCACCAUGACCGCAUCCACAGUAGCUGCCACACCGGACGUGCUCGCCCCGUCGUCUUCCCCCGACGUCCAAACGCCGGGCAACGCCACGUCCUCGGGGCGCCUCGAGGUCCGAAAUGUCACCCCCACGGGCGUUAGCCUGGCCUGGUCGGUGCCGGACGAGCCUUACCGGGGCUUCUCGGUGGAGCUCGCCGCUCCGUCGACGCCGAACCAUGUGACCACGCUCACAGGAAGUGAGAGGAGCGUGGAAAUAGGGGGCUUGACCCCCUCCACGUGCUAUGAAGUAACGUUGCGAGGAAUGUUGGCGGGGAACAUCACUUCCUUUACUGUGAAAGCGUUCGCCACAACAGAGGCUCUCAAGCCCACAGUGGGCGAGCUCACCUUUUCCGACGUAACGUGGGACGGCUUCACGGCGUCCUGGAGCCCCUCGGCCGGCGCCGACUUUGACAGCUUCGUGGUAGAGAUAACAAACCUGGACAAUAUGGCGGAGAGCCAGAACCUCACCGUGUCGGGGGGCGCCCUCAGCCUGGGCCUGUGGGGCCUGAACGCCAACACCAGCUACAUGGUGGGCCUGUACGGGCUCUACCAGGGCUCCUUCCUGGAGCCCGUGUACGCCGAAGCGCUCACAGAGGCGGAACCCGAGGUGGACCACCUUUUUGUCUCUGACAUCACCGCUGACAGCUUCCGCGUGUCCUGGGCGGCGGACGAGGACCUCUUCGACCGAUUUGUCAUCAAACUGCGGGACAGCAAGAGGUCUGGACGCCCUCAGGAGCACAUUGCCGCCGGGGACGAGCGAACCAGGCUCAUCACUGGACUUGUGGGGGGCACAGAGUAUGAAAUUGAGCUGUACGGCAUAUCUUUGGACCACAGAUCCCAACCGAUCUUCGGUGUAGCUCAGACAGGCCUGAUGACACCAAAAGGCCUUCGUUUUUCUGACGUAACCGACUCCUCGGCUGUCGUCCAUUGGUCCGUGCCUCAGUCGGCAGUAGACAACUAUCACAUCACAUAUGUGCCGUUUGAAGGAGGAAGCCCCAUGACGGUCACUGUGGACGGCGACGUCCUCCAGGCCUUACUGCCCAACAUGAGUCCCGGCAGGGUGUACCAGGUGACCGUCAGUGCCAUGAAGGGUCUGGAGGAGAGCGACCCCAGCGCUGACUCCGUAACCACAGCUUUGGACCGACCUCGAGGUCUGACCGUGGUAAAUGUGACGGACAGCUCUGCUCUGUUGCUGUGGCAACCGUCCGUGGCCCUGGUGGAUGGAUACAUGGUCAUGUACACCUCCGAGUCAGCGUCUCCAGUCGUAGAGCGUGUUUCCGGGGCUACGGCAGAGUUAGCCAUGGGGUCGCUGGCUCCGGGGAGUCUCUACACUGUGGAGCUCUUUUCCACCAAAGAGGCUCAGAAGAGUGCGUCUAUUGGAACAGAAUUUACCACUGAUGUGGACCCUCCCCGAGAUCUGGCAGCCGUCAACAUUGAAGCAGACAGCGCCACUCUAACGUGGAAGCCUCCGCAGGCCUCCGUCAGUGCCUACGUCCUGACCUUCUCCUCAGCGGACGGCUCGGCCCGGGAGGUGACGCUGAGCCCUACCGCCUCGUCCUACAACAUGGUCGAGCUGGCCAAGUCCACGGAGUACACGGUCCGAAUGCGGGCCGUCGCCGGAGACGGGAGGAGUCGCCACGUGGCCACGGUCUUCACCACAGAUGGAGAGCUGCACCGAUACCCCAAAGACUGCGCUCAGAUCUUCCUGAACGGAGAGACGGCGUCGGGCGUGUACACGGUCUACGUGGGCGGCGUGGACACCCAGGCCAUCCAGGCGUACUGCGACAUGGACACUGACGGCGGGGGAUGGACGGUCUUCUUGAGGCGCCAGAACGGCAAGCUGGACUUCUUCCGGAACUGGAAGAACUACACGGCUGGGUUCGGGAGCGUGGACGACGAGUUCUGGCUCGGUCUCAGCAACCUUCACAAGAUGACGUCUGGCGGAUCCUACGUUCUGCGCGUGGACCUGAGGGACAGCGGCGAGUCGGCCUACGCUCAGUACGACAGAUUCACCAUCGCCGAGCCCAGGACGCGCUUCAAGAUCUACAUCGGGGCUUACAGCGGCACGGCAGGCGACUCCAUGACGUACCACCAGGGCCGCCCCUUCUCCACCUACGACAACGACAACGACAUCGCCGUCACCAACUGCGCGCUGUCCUACAAAGGAGCCUUCUGGUACAAAAACUGCCACCGCGUCAACCUGAUGGGCAAACAUGGCGACACCAGCCACAGCAAGGGCGUCAACUGGUUCCACUGGAAGGGGCACGAAACCUCCAUCCAGUUCGCCGAGAUGAAAAUGCGGCCGGCCGACUUCGGGAGUUUCCAGAGCAGGUAAAACAAAAUAAUAAAAAGAGAGGAGGACGGCUGAGCUAGCGACCUGACGACACAUUUGGACACACUUCGAAGGCGCGAAUUUGUCACACAAAAAAAAACAUUUUUAUCAACUUUAUGGUGAUUUAAGUCAUAUUCAAAUUGUUCUUAUUGUCACAGGAGACGUAACUGCCGAUACAAAUAAAUAUU